This is a messenger RNA of Rana temporaria (common frog), 1177 nucleotides long. RefSeq names its product msh homeobox 2 (gene MSX2). The transcript has 2 exons. Gene Ontology annotation, molecular function: RNA polymerase II transcription regulatory region sequence-specific DNA binding; DNA-binding transcription factor activity, RNA polymerase II-specific. The record is from RefSeq and is a predicted model, not a curated record. Gene Ontology annotation, biological process: regulation of transcription by RNA polymerase II; embryonic morphogenesis. Gene Ontology annotation, cellular component: nucleus. The coding region runs from base 120 to 920 and encodes 266 amino acids. Lineage: Eukaryota; Metazoa; Chordata; Amphibia; Anura; Ranidae.
UUCGAUAGAGGAAAAAGUUCCCUUGACUUUCCUUGAAGUGUGUUGCUCGUGGAGUAUUCACGCUCAGAGCUGGACUUACCUUCAUCGAUCCCAGGGACCCUGAGCAAGGAGUUGUCACCAUGUCUUCUCCUAGGGACACCAGAGAGGACUUCAGCUCUGAUGAAGAAAGCUCCGCUCGUCCCAUCCAUGUUAGUCCCAUGCAUUCCCCAUCCGAAGCCGAGCACAAGCUCAAGAUCUCCAGCCUGUCUUUCAGCGUGGAGGCGCUCAUGGCUGAUAAGAGGGUGCCCAAGGAGGUCACCCAUCUACGUGGCUUGGACACUUCUGGGGGCAGCGCGGGCGCCCCUAGGCAUCUGGCUUUGGGCUCCGGGAACAGAGAGAGCCCCAGUCCUCCUUCUGGCCUCACCAAAAACCUCGAGACUUCUUCUGUCAAAUCCGAGAACUCUGAAGAUGGCACAGGCUGGCCAAAUGAAGGAGGCAGAUAUUCCCCUCCACCAAGACAUUUGAGCCCAUCAACUUGCACCCUAAGGAAACACAAGACCAACCGCAAGCCCAGAACUCCCUUCACCACGUCGCAGUUGUUGGCCCUGGAGCGCAAAUUCCGCCAGAAGCAAUACCUCUCCAUAGCAGAACGGGCUGAGUUCUCCAGCUCCCUCAACCUCACAGAGACCCAGGUCAAAAUCUGGUUCCAGAACCGCAGAGCCAAAGCCAAAAGACUCCAGGAGGCUGAACUGGAAAAGCUGAAAAUGGCAGCAAAGCCCAUGCUUUCCCAUGGCUUCAGUUUACCCUUCCCUCUUGGUUCCCCCAUUCCAGGUGCUUCAUUGUAUGGAUCCUCCUACCAGCUCCACAGACAGGUCCUUCCCAUGCCACCUGUAGGACUCUAUGCUACUCCUGUUGGAUACAGCAUGUAUCAUUUGUCUUGAGGCAGAUGCUGUAUGCACUGGUUAUAUGGACUACUUGAUGGGCCUUCUGCUAGCCCCCAACUGCACCAAAGACGCAGGACAGUGCUGGUGGCUCUCUGGAUUUACCCUCUUCCAUAAACUAAAUACAAGUGCCUUGCAGCCUGAGAGAGGGCCAGAAAGCUGGAUAUGGAGGGACACUCUGUAGGAGAUGGAAAUGUGUGCUGUCAUUUUUACUCCUGUCUACAAAAUCCUCUGUUCUAAGUUGGUUGUAUAGGUCC